Fusarium sp. VM40 is the source of this 2088-nucleotide messenger RNA. NCBI's taxonomy places the organism in Eukaryota, Fungi, Ascomycota, Sordariomycetes, Hypocreales, Nectriaceae. The record is from the annotation of a GenBank genome assembly.
AUGCCCGAACCGCCAACCAAGCGCCGCAAGGUUCGUAAGGGCACGCGGAGCUGCUGGGAAUGCCGUCGUCGCAAGAUAAAAUGCCACUUUACAAAUGAGGACGAUCCUGUUUGUACAGGCUGUAUUCAGCGCGAAAAAAAUUGUGUAUCGCAAGAAUAUGUCCCUACACCGUCGUCCGUCACGCAGGACAAGCGUCUUGCCCAGCGUCUGGGACGGUUGGAGGAGUUGAUGGAGAAGUUGGUUGACAAUGGCUCUGAACCUCAAUCUCGAAAACGGGCAUCUAUCCCUUCGCCGUCUGGCUCAGAGGAUCGUCCAGAAAAUGCGCAAUUUACGCAAUUUACCCAGCAUAUGGCUGAUGUCUUUGACUCCUCCGCUGUGGUCAAUGUGCAGCGGAUGACACUUGAGCAGAACGAUACUCCUGAUGCGUCGAUAGUCACGCGCCAACCAGCGCCGUAUCCCUCCCGUUCUGCGAAAGCUACCCACGUCUCAGCCCAAUUGCACACUCUUUUCCCGUCUCAGCAAAUCCUUUAUGCCAUAUCGCAGCAAAGUCCCGGUGCGCGCUUCGUCCUUGCAGCAUUCUACUCCCAGCAGGAUCAAAUCGAAGGGAAACCCGAGCCGAUAUCUUCACUCGCUCAGAUUCCACCUGCGACAUCUCAUCCCGCCGUUCUCGCAAAGCGUCUCCUCCAGUUGGCCGUGUGUCUUCAGCAGAUGCCGCCCUUCUUUGACGGGAGUAGUCUCGGGCUGAGUAAAUCACCCCAGGAAACAAUGGAAGAGUGGGUUGCUGUUGCAGGAAGACUGGUUACUUCAGACGAUGACUUUGUCGGCUGCUUGGAAGGUCUAGAGUGCCUCAUCCUGCAGAGUUUCUACCAGAGCGAUGCAGGCAAUUUGCGAAAAGCAUGGCUUACAUGCCGUCGUGCUCUGAACAUGGCUCAACUGAUGGGCAUUGAUCGCAAGAAUGCAAAGGCAAUCCGCUCUGUCGAUCCCUGCUUCAAGAUAAAAAACCGUCCCUCUUCACCAAUGAUCUGGUUUCGCAUCAACUGCAACGACCGUUACCUAUCUCUCGUCCUGGGCCUUUCCAUCGGCUCGCGCGAUAAUUGGUUUGCCGAUGACGACAGCCUCAUAUCAGACGCCCCAAGCGAUAAACUCGGAAAGGUCUACGCCAAAAUCGCCGGUCUAAUCUCUGAUCGUAACGAUCUCAAAGGCAGCGAGGCCUAUGUCCUUACGCAAUCCAUAGACUUUGAGCUUGAGAAGGCUUACAAGAUGAUGGACGACGGGCUAUGGUGGAAACUCCCCGAUAUGGCUAUAUGCUGUGGCACAUCCGACGCUUCAGGUGAUGGGAUGAACGUGAUAAAACUCCAAGCACGCCACUACUCCCUUCUCAUCCUGCUCCAUCUUCCGUAUCUUCUCCGCGACCGCGGCCAGCGACGCUACGAGUACAACCGCGCAACAUGCAUGCAAGCCAGCCGCGACGUGCUGCUCCGAUUCCUCUCGUACCGCAGCUGCUUCACCACAGCCGUAUCGGGUCGGCACGUAGACUAUUCAGCACUCAUAGCAGCCAUGACACUCCUUCUAGGCUAUCUUGGCUGGCGAUGGCCAGGCUACGAGGCGGAGAAGGUACAAGAUAGGGGUCUGGUGGAGAAGACAUUGGAGAAGAUGCAGGAGAUGGGAGCGCUGAACAACGACCGGCUUUGCAUUGAGUCUGCGGAGACAAUUCAGCAGCUUUUGCCUAUAGUUCAGAGACCGUCUGGCACAUGCGGAGAAAACGUCCACCUCAAAGUCCCAUUCUUGGGGACAGUGAAUAUCAACCCUGGUCCCACGCCUCCAGAUUCCACAAUUAUGCCGUCCAACAACACAUCACCAAGUGGCAACCUUGCAGACUCAAUGUCGCAGUUCCCACUCUCAUUCAAUUCACCGGUUUUUGGACAAGAUGAUUGCGAGCUGUCUACCCCAUGUGGCUUUGAGGGAGCUACACCCUGUGCGUUGGACUCUGACUGGCCGUGCUUUACAGCUGGCCCAGAAGAUUGGGCAUUGCAAGGUGUGGACACUACAUAUUGGAGCAUGUUAGGGUUGGGGCAUAGUAUAGAUUAA